Molecule: messenger RNA, 1884 nt
Organism: Durusdinium trenchii
Lineage: Eukaryota; Dinophyceae; Suessiales; Symbiodiniaceae
Source: the annotation of a GenBank genome assembly
AUGGCUCUGGGUCAGUUGCAGCACUUGGAGAAGAUCUUCGUGACAUCUGGGUGGUUGGGCAAGCAGUGUGAUGCCUUCAAUGCAGAGAACGCAGAAGCGAUAUCGGAGAGGAAGAAGUUCCAACAAGCUCCGAACCUGUAUGCUCUAGAUAACUUUGUGGUGACUCCUAUGUCAAGACCUGGAUGGUGUGCAGCACGAUUUCAGGACUGGAAGCAAACUAUCCCUUGGGCACAUGUGGAGUCUUCCUUCUCGGAGUUGCUGAACCCACAUGGCCUCCAAGUGCAUGUCUUCGUGUCGCAUUUUUGGGGACACCUCUGCAGCAGCACCUUGCUGGCACUUCGUUUGUGGGCAGCGAAUCAUUUCCGUGAGUACGCUCAGCAGCCACAGUCAGUGGUAUAUUGGAUUUGCCUCUUCGCACUGAACCAGCACGCCGUGGCAGAGGAGGUGGGCGAGAAUCCCAAGCAAGGACCGUUCAACGCGGCCUUGGCGCAAGCUGCUGGUGGCGCAGUGAUGGUCUUGGACCAAGAGAUCAAUCCAUUUACGCGGAUUUGGUGCCUCUUCGAAGUCUCUCGACUCAAAGAUUUGCAGAGGCCCUUCGAGUUGAUUUGCGAUUUGGGCUCAUUAUCCAAUCCAGUGGGCUUAGUUCGGGGCUCAGAAGCAGAACAAGCUGAGAUGCGAAGGGCGACCUGCACAGCCCUGUGGAAAGUGUCACCAAGCAAGGCCCAAAGCUCCGUGGAGGCAGACAAGUACCGAAUUUGGACCGAGAUUGCCAACAGCGGUAUCAAGAAGGUAAUCUACAGUCAAACGGAAGAAUACUUCUUCAACUUUCUUGCAGUUACAUAUGAUGAUCUCGAAUUGUUUGGCGACUUCACCCGACACAUGCACUCCCUGCUUUCCACGAGUCUUCUGCAGAACUUGCUGCAGUGUUCUGAGUAUGAAGCGGCCGUCGAGUGCUGCCUCCGUGGAGCCCACAUUACAGAGGAACAGCUUGAUGAGAUUUGUGAAAGCUUUGAGUCGGAGAAUCGGAGAGCCACGUGGCUGAAUGAGUUGCUCCUGUUCACCUCACAGUUCGGAAAAGAUGAAUCAAUUCUGCCGCUGCUGCUUGAGCAUGGUGCUGAUCCAGGAGCCGCAAACAAUGAUGGCAAGACAGCACUGAUGUUUGCUGCUGCAGGUGGACACGAGCCACCAGUGCUGAAGCUGCUGCUUGAGCAUGGUGCUGAUCCAGGAGACAAUGGUGGCAGAGCUCUGAAGCUUGCUGCUGGAAGGGGAGACGAGGCAGUACUGAAGCUGCUGCUUGAGCAUGGUGCUGAUCCACGGGCCGCAGACAAUGAUGGCUGGACAGCUUCGAUGGCAGCUGCUGAACAUGGACACGAGCCAAUGCUGAAGCUGCUACUUGAGCAUGGUGCUGAUCCACGGGCCGCAAUGCAUGAUGGCAGGACAGCUCUGAUGUUUGCUGCUGCAGAAUUACAUGAGCCAGUGCUGAAGAUGCUGCUUGAGCAUAGUGCUGAUCCAGGGGUCGCAGACAAUUAUGGCUGGACAGCUCUGAUGCCUGCUGCUUUAUGGGGACACGAGCCAAUGCUGAAGCUGCUACUUGAGCAUGGUGCUGAUCCACAGGCCGCAGAGAAUCAUGGCAGGACAGCUCUGAUGCUUGCUGCUGAGAGUGGACGCGAGUCAGCGGUGAAGCUGCUGCUUGAGCAUGGUGCUGAUCCAGGAGUCGCAGACAAUGAUGGCUGGACAGCUCUGAUGCUUGCUGCUGCAUAUGGACACGAGCCAGUGCGGAAGCUGCUGCUUCAGCAUGGAGCUGAUCCAGGAACAAUGACGCAAGCACGCGCGUCAGUUGUGCCCCUGGGAAUGAUGCUGGACAGCCCUGAUGAAAGCUGCUGA